Molecule: messenger RNA, 1617 nt
Organism: Fusarium vanettenii 77-13-4
Lineage: Eukaryota; Fungi; Ascomycota; Sordariomycetes; Hypocreales; Nectriaceae
Exons: 8
Biological process (GO): DNA-templated transcription; regulation of DNA-templated transcription
Cellular component (GO): nucleus
Molecular function (GO): DNA-binding transcription factor activity, RNA polymerase II-specific; zinc ion binding; DNA binding
Source: RefSeq, a predicted model, not a curated record
GCAUCCGUCAUCAAGAGGAGAUCCCCGAUUGCCUGUCGCCGAUGUCGUCGCAUGAGAAGCAAGUGUAUCCAUGACUGCGCCCAGCCUCCUUGCAAGGCCUGUCUUGAAGCCGGACUCGGCGCCGAAGACUGCAUCUUUCCCGUUCGAGGUCAGCCAGAUCACGAUCGCGAGUUCCGGCAUCCCCGCGUAAGAGCCGAGAAGACGGCCCGGCGGGACCCCGCCAAGGUGCGACGCGAGAUCCUUGAUGCUCCUGUGCGACCUCUAGGCAAGCCCAGCGAUGAGUGGGAGCGAUUACCUCCGUUGCCAGACAUUAUCGACGGUGUCAAUCGCUUCACUCAACACUACUUUCAGCUCGGCUUCAUCCCCAAGCAGCAGUUUCCCGAUCGUCUGCUCAAGGACUAUCGCUCAGUGAGCGUCUUUCUCGUCGUUAGCAUCCUUAGCAUCUCGGCUCGUCUGAGUCCUUCCCUCGCCACCCGUUAUGGCUCGGGUAUGAAGGCGGCAGAGUUCUUCAUGGAGCGUGCCACCAACCUUGCCUAUGGUGAGCUCUACCAAGAGCCCACGUUGGAGAGGUGCCAGGCGUUUUACUUGCUAAGCAUUGCGCAACAGGGAAGUGGCCUAAGAAAUAAGAGUUAUAUUAAUAUGGGCGUUUCUAUGCGGAUGGCAUCUUUGAUGCGACUACAUCGAGAGGAGACGUAUCGUGUUCAAAACCCCAGUCCAGAGGUCAUUAUCAGGUCCGAAUCAGCCCGAAGAACUCUGUGGAUGCUACAUAGCCAGGAUCAGUUACACUCAGGCCCAUACUCACCAGUAUCCCUUGCCGCCUCGGACAUCACAGCCCUUCUCCCUUGCGACGAACACGACUUUGCUAUCGGGAGAGAACCCCCCUCACGGGCUGCUGUUGAGGGAACACCUCCUGCAAUUGAGAACCCGGCUCUCAUUUUUGACCCUAACCGCUCUCUUUUUGCUUCACUGAUCCAGGCCCAUCACUUCUGGGGGAUCGUCAGCCGCCGAGCCGUCAAAUUUGCCCGAAGUUCUCGUCCUUGGGAGGCAAAUAGCGAGUUUGCCUGUGUUGUGAAGAAGCUACAUGAAUGGGAGAAUGCGCUACCUCAGGGCCAUCUCUGGAGCGCUCAUACGUUAAAGAAGUACAAGGCCGACGGCCAGGAUCUGGCAUACCUUGGGGUGACAAUGGUGCCUCGUCUAUGCAAUAUUGUCCUUCGUCGACCAUAUCUGAUGGACAUGUUAACCGUCACUUCCAAGGACGAACAGCGGCAGCAUUUCUUUGCCAAUAUUGCAUAUGAACUCUUUCUCAACGUUCGGCGCCUCUUUGAGCAGAUUGAUGCUCAGUUCACCGGCCGCUCGCCAGACGAGAGUGUUGGGGCGCAGAUGGCUGCCUUUUGUGUUUACAGCUGUGGUCUAUUCUCAACAUACCUCUGCCGAUACCCUCAUAUCUGCCCGGAUCUCAACAUCAGCCGUGAAGGUCCCAUGAUGCUUCAGCGUACCCUCUCGAUCCUGAUGGAGUGCAAGGAAGUCUGGCCUCUUGCAUCUCGCUGGGUUGAGGCUCUUGAGCGGUUUGCUCGAGAUCCCACCGGUUCCCUCACGACAGAGAGCGGGAUGGCAGAU